Molecule: messenger RNA, 2141 nt
Organism: Mauremys mutica (yellowpond turtle)
Lineage: Eukaryota; Metazoa; Chordata; Testudines; Geoemydidae
Gene: PIGT
Product: phosphatidylinositol glycan anchor biosynthesis class T
Exons: 12
Coding region: 74-1807 (577 amino acids)
Biological process (GO): attachment of GPI anchor to protein
Cellular component (GO): GPI-anchor transamidase complex
Source: RefSeq, a predicted model, not a curated record
GGCGGACUCUCUAGGGUCGGUGCCGGAAGUGCCUCCCCAUUGGGUGAGCGGGCCGGAAGCGGAAGUGCGGAGGAUGGCGGGGGCUGUAGCUGCGGUGCUGGGGCUCUUGCUGCUGCUGGGGUCUGCGGGCGGCUCGACGGGCCCGCCCCGCGACAGCCUGCGGGAGGAGCUGCUGCUCAGCCCGCUGCCUUCCGGGGACCUCGCCGCCACCUUCCAGUUCCGCGCCCGCUGGGACUCGGAGCUGCACCGGGAGGGAGUCUCUCACUACAGGCUCUUCCCCAAGGCUCUGGGUCAGCUCAUCUCCAAGUUCUUGGUUCGAGAGCUGCACCUGUCCCUCACGCAGGGCUUCUGGCGAACACGGACCUGGGGACAACCCUACUUGCAAGCCCCAGCCGGGGCCGAGCUCUGGGUCUGGUUCCAGGACUCUGUCACUGAUGUUGAUAAAGCCUGGAAAGAACUUAGUAACAUCCUCUCAGGGAUAUUCUGUGCCUCUCUGAACUUCAUUGAUUCCACCAACACCGUCACUCCAACUGCAUCAUUCAAACCUCUGGGUUUGGCCAAUGUUACAGAUCACCAUCUCCUGAGAUAUGCCGUCUUGCCCCGGGAGGUCGUCUGUACUGAGAACCUCACGCCUUGGAAAAAGCUGCUGCCAUGUGGUUCAAAGGCUGGUCUUGCUGUGUUACUGAAGGCUGAACGUUUGUUCCACACCAGUUACCACUCCCAGGCAGUGCACAUCCGCCCCAUCUGCAGGGAUGCUUCGUGUCAGAGUGUCUCCUGGGAGCUUAGACAGACCCUCACCGUGGUCUUUGACACCUUCUCCAUUGGUCAAGGGAAGAGAGACUGGUCCCUUUUCAAGAUGUUCUCACGCACUGUCACUGAAGCUUGUCCUCUUGCGUCUGAGAGCAAAAUCUAUGUUGAUAUUUCCAGUAAGACCCAGGAGAACGAACUGCUGGAGGUGACCCCACUUCCACUGUCUAUGCAUGAAGCAUCUGUCCAAGGAGACAGGAGAACCUAUGCAGUCUACGACUUACUGAGCCCCUCGCUCUUUAAUGUGUCUCGCAGCCUCAACGUGCAGCUGAAAUGGAAACGGCCCCAGGACAGCUUGGAUCUGUCAACACCUGUGCUUCAUGCUCAGCGCUAUGUGAGUGGAUAUGGCCUGCAGACAGGAGAAAUCAGCACCCUGAUUUAUAACACCCACCCAUACCGGGCUUUCCCUGUGAUACUACUGGAGACCGUGCCCUGGUACCUGAGACUCUAUGUUCACACUUUGGUCAUCACCACCAAGGGAAAGGAAAACAAACCAAGUUAUAUCCACUACCAGCCGGCUCAGGACCGAAGGCGGCCCCAUCUGCUGGAAAUGCUGAUCCAGCUCCCAGCAAACUCUGUCACCAAGAUCACCAUCCAGUUCGAGAGAGCCUUACUGAAGUGGACAGAGUAUACCCCUGACCCCAAUCACGGCUUUUAUGUGAGUCCAUCUGUCCUGAGUGCCCUGGUGCCAAGUGUCAUAGCAAUGAAGGCAGAGGAUGCAGAGCAGAGUCCUCUCUUCACCUCGCUAUUUCCUUCUUCCGAUGGCUCCAGCUACUUUGUGCGUCUCUACACGGAGCCGCUGCUGGUGAACUUGCCAACGCCUGACUUCAGCAUGCCAUAUAACGUCAUCUGCCUGACCUGCACUGUGGUGGCCGUGUGCUAUGGCUCCUUCUACAACCUAUUGACCAGAACCUUCCAUGUGGAAGAGCCAAGCAGGGGAGGCCUGGCCAAGCGACUGGCCAACAUCAUCCGCAAAGUCAGAGGGGUUCCACCCCUCUGAGAGAAUCCAAUGCAGUGGGCAUGUAAUGUGGGCUUCAGUGGGAGGGCUACAGCCAGGACUUGCAGGGAGAUUGUGAGAGGACAGGAAAACAUUGCUGCCUUAUCUCCUGCCGCCUCAUGUACCUCUGUCUCUUGGAGCCCUUGAAGCCAAGAUGGCAGGGAUAACUUCCACCAGUUAAGAGGCUGCUGGGAAUUGUAGUCCCAAAGCUCCAUGAUCACAGGGAAGUGCAGAGCCAAGUGAUCAGGAAAGAUGUGUGAAAGUCUUGUUCUGGGGAGGGGUAAUUUAUGUUCUGUAAUGUAAAAAGGUACCAGAAAUAAAUUGGAGCUGUUUUGUA